Molecule: messenger RNA, 1206 nt
Organism: Dothidotthia symphoricarpi CBS 119687
Lineage: Eukaryota; Fungi; Ascomycota; Dothideomycetes; Pleosporales; Dothidotthiaceae
Exons: 1
Cellular component (GO): nucleus
Molecular function (GO): zinc ion binding; nucleic acid binding
Source: RefSeq, a predicted model, not a curated record
AUGAGUUCACGUAACAGCUCAUCCAAUAACGGGUCGGGAAACGGGAACCUAAACCCUCAAGCCGCAGCGUUUACGCCUGAACCCACAAUACCCUCUGUAGCAUUCCGCCAUGCUCUCGAUGUUCUUCGCACUACUUUCACCAGCAUAGAAAACAACGAUGCCACAGUCAUGCAGCAUUGCCUCGGUCUCUCUCAGAUUGAUAUUCCCAGCUCUGAGCGCCUCGCCCUGGAACUUUCACGAUACAUCAUCGUAGUUUCCAUUGACACUGAGGCAUGGACCAACAACGGCGACGAGAUGACAGAAGUAGGCAUGGCCAACUUCUCGCUUCAAGAUAUGCGCGCUGUUGUCAACACUGGCAAGCUCGGCGAUCACGGAGAGUUCCUGAUGCAACGCAUAAGGUUCUACUUCUUCCGCAUCAGGGAGCACGCCCACCAGAAGGGGAACACGCUCGACAUGCGUGGAGCAGAGGGCAACCGCUUCGGCGAAGGACGGUUCGUUACAUUCCCGGAGAUGCGUCAAAUCCUGCAGCAAUGCUUCAAUGUGCCGAUUCCCGGCCGAACAGGCUGGAACUGCCCUGUUGUCGUCCUUGGACAUGCCAUCGGCCACGACAAAGAGAAUCUGGCCAGAGAGCCACUCAGCUUCGAUGUAGAAGCAACCGGCAACGUGAUCAGGUAUAUCGACAGCCAGAGGAUUUCACGCGACACUGGCCUGUCCGACGCCUGCAACCUGGGCAAGGGUAACGAGAUCGGUCUCGAUCGUCUUGUCACAGAGUUGAAGUUUCGACACUCUGACCCCCACACGGCUUGCAACGACAUCGCCCGAACAGCGAUCUCCGCUGUCCAACUAGUCCUUCAGAAGCGAGACCAGAGCCGCGCAGACGCCGACAAGCUGAAAACAAACUCCCGCAAGACAAUGCAACUCGUCGCCGACGAGCUGGAGACAUACAGCCGCCGCAACUUCCGGUCGAUUGGUGGUGCUGAGAAGUACUGCUGGCGAUGCGGCAGUGUCGGACACAUGAUUGGCGAGUGCAGAACGCCGGUGCGGUGCAAGAAGUGUGCCGGUGAUGGCCGUUCAAGAGCUCACGUAGAGUCUCACACCACCAUCCACUGCCCGUUUGCUGCGCAGGAGCGAGGCGAGGCGCGCCGACAGUUACAUGCGAUGGAGAGGGAGCGGAAGAAGGCCGAGAAGGCUGCCGCUGCACGACGG